AUGUCACAAGCACGUAUUGGUCAAGACUUUCUAACACAAUACAACCGCACUCUGCAGCAGCUGGGCAUCGACCUGACUAUUAACAACCAUCUGUCGACACAUUUUGCAAAGUUUAUCAAGCUCUAUGGGCCCGUAUAUGGCUGGUGGUUAUUUGCAUUCGAGCGCUUCAAUGGGAUGUUCGAGAAAGUCAAUACCAAUGGCCACGAUGGUGGUCGCAUGGAACUCACGUUGAUGCGAUACUGGGUUCGAUGUCAUCUAAUCUACGAAUAUCUACUUGCUCUGCCUGUGAACGCUUAUACAAAAGAGCGUGAGUACAUCGAGGCAGUCAUCAAGUCGGAAGGACGCAGUGAACGUGGAGGUAUGAUGACGGAGCUUGCUAUCUAUCGCAGUGAGGCGACCACAGAUCGAGUCAAACUGCCCAGAGUACUGGGGAAGCAUAUCAAUCUGCGCAUUUUUCUUGGUCCAGGAACUGACGGUAUCUACUGCCUUGCUCUCGACUAUUGUCAACGCUUAUAUCCAGAUCUUCAUAUUAUCGACGACCUUUCGCUCGGUCAUGGAACAGCUUUUGUUGCGACCCGAGUGGCCUGCACGUUAACUUACAUCCGUAAGGACGGUAUACGCUAUGGUUCAGAUUCAAACAAGCGCACUAAAGCAGAUCGCUAUGCAUUUAUUGUGGAUAAAAACACAAAUGAGCGUUGCCCCGUCGAGAUCGCAGCCCUUUUGGGUAUCAAGGUCGCGGAAAAGGCACCGCACAUUUGUGUGGUCAUUCGUCGGAUGGUCUCAGAUGAGGAUAUUCCCCCAUUCCCAUGGUGCACGUAG
Sparassis crispa is the source of this 819-nucleotide messenger RNA. RefSeq lists its product as hypothetical. The record is from RefSeq and is a predicted model, not a curated record. Bases 1 to 819 code for a protein of 272 amino acids. Lineage: Eukaryota; Fungi; Basidiomycota; Agaricomycetes; Polyporales; Sparassidaceae. The transcript has 2 exons.